Naegleria lovaniensis is the source of this 252-nucleotide messenger RNA. RefSeq lists its product as uncharacterized. The record is from RefSeq and is a predicted model, not a curated record. Gene Ontology annotation, molecular function: transcription coactivator activity. NCBI's taxonomy places the organism in Eukaryota, Heterolobosea, Eutetramitea, Acrasida, Naegleriidae. Bases 1 to 252 code for a protein of 83 amino acids. The transcript is spliced from 3 exons. Gene Ontology annotation, biological process: regulation of DNA-templated transcription. Gene Ontology annotation, cellular component: nucleus.
AUGUCGUAUCAGUCCAUUAAUGCAAGAAAGGAAGAAUUCCGAAAAUAUUUAGAGAAGAAUGGAGUUGUGGAUUCUUUUACCAAGGCUCUUGUGGCAUUGUAUGAAGAACCAGAGAGACCACAAAAUCCACUCGAAUAUGUGAAACAUUAUCUUGGAGGACCAUCCACAGAGGAUAUUGAACAAUUAAAACAGGAGAAUGAAAAGCUUAAACAACGAAUUAAGGAAUUGGAGGAAGGAAAAUCAAAUCAAUAA